AUGGUGAAGCUGAGGAAACUACCGAAAGGGGGUGAGUAACACAAGCUUUCAGCUGUUUUCUUCCACUUUUAUGCUGUUUUUGCCAUGGAUAGCAUAAUUUUUUUUCCGUAUUCUUACAUAAUUUUAGUUCUGAAAGCUUGGAGGCGUCGGUCCGACGUAAGGUCCUGCUGGCCAUUCGUCGAGUGCCUUUGCAGCUGUUCGAACGGCCCAAUCGGGAUUGUGUUCAUCGAUUGAUUGUUAUUGAUGGAUGUAAUGUCGGAAGAUCGUCGUGUGGACCUGGUCGUGAGAACGUAAACUGUAUUGGGUUGCUGAUGAUGGCAAGGUUCUGGAUUGUUCGCGAUUUUGACGUUGUGAUUUUUAUCCCUGUAACUUAUAACAAUCCGAACAAUCAAAAUGUUGCGCAUUCCAGUAUACUGCCCGUAAGUUUUUUAUAUUUUCCCUGAUUUUUAGGUACUUCUUAACGCGGAUCAUUUUUUAACAGCAAGGCUAGACCCUGUUCUUUAUAGAAACUCCAAACUCUUGGCAUUUUGGGCUUCACUUCGGCCAGGACGACCGGAACUCGUCGGCGCGCCCACAUGAAUUAUGACGAUCUCUAUGUUUUGGACUUUGCUGAACGUCAUGGGGGUGCUGUUUUGUCCGGAGAUUAUUUUGAAGACAUUCUACAGAGUGGUGCGGAUUACGAAGGAUUCAGGGAGAUUAUUAAACGUCGACGCGUUGGGGUCAGGUUUCAUCCGUUUGGAGAGGCGUUCGCUCGUAUCAAUGGUGAUUAUUUUUAUCGAUGUUGCCCCGAAAUACAUUCAUGUAAGUCAUGUCCAUUGAUUCAGAAGCUCACAGAGGAAGGGCGUUGUCUAUUUUACAAUUUUACUUGUCAAUUUGAACCUUUGAAACCCGUUAAAAAACCAAAAUAAUCUAGUACAUUAUAGUGUCCGGAACUGACGAAGUCGUGAGUGUGGAGCGUCUUCAUUCCCGUGUGUUUUCAAUCCCCACUGAACCGGAGUACGAGAAGGCUCUGAGACGUCGGGAAAUGGCCUGGUGUACGGAAAGAAGACAGCAACUUUUGGAUGGAAUUGAUGGAAUUAUAAAUCAGCUGGAACACUCGAUGAAUAGCUUCACUGUGGUCGUGGAAUCGGCAAGUUGACUUUGGAAAUUGAGUUUUUGCGUAAACUAGAGUCUGUUGAACGAAGGAGAACAGUACCAUUAGUUCAAACCAACCGUAAAUUGCGAAAACGCGGAAUGUGUUGGCCAAUCUGCAUAAUUUUACGUAAUUUAUUCAAAUUUUCAGAAUCUACGAGCCAAUCCCAAUACGGAAAAAACACUACGGUCGAACAUUGCCUACCUGAAUCAUCUGCAAAUGCGCCAACGAAUCCCAAAUUGUCGUCCGAUCUCACCAAUCGAAGACGCGCCACUGGUUCAACGUCAAGAAGAGCCGCGAAGCCUGUGGUCAUCCAGAAGUUCUGGGGAUUUUUUUGUGACCGGUGCGAAUGCUGUUCCAUUGGUAAGAUUUUUUGUUUUAUUGGUAUUCCGAUUUAUAUUUAGGCGUUUGAUGAAGUUCUCAGCCAAUCAAGAUUUUUAUUUUUCCAUGUGUAAUAUAAAAACCCCCGCGAAACUUGCUGUUUUAGACAAGAAGCUCCUCAUCUUCCUCCUAUGGCCGCCCUCAGCCUUCUCCAGCUCCAGUUGCUCCUAGAAUUGUGGAGAGUCGCCGAACUAAUAAUGUUACAUACCCCCGAAGAGUUUCUCCGAAUGAGACCGGAAGAGUGAAUGUUGGCGGUUUUUCUGCUAGGUAAGGGGUUUGAUUUUUGUUUUUUUUUUUUUGGCUGAUUUAGGUGCAUAAUAAAGUAUUCUAACAAUGGCUACAGUUUUUAUCGAUGAGGUGAGAAAACAUUAUGUUAUCCAUGAUGGAUUAGAAUUACUGGAAGUAUAGGGGAACUUAAACGGCUUUCGUUAGAGUAGUCGAAGAUUUUAGACAUGUCAGAAUUUAGAACGGAAGAUUUUCUUAAGAGCUCUAAUCUAAUUUUUUUUCUUUUUGUCUUGAACCAGGAAUAUCGCUUCUUUGAUGCAUUACUACUAUUUCAGCACAAUUCGGAUCCCACGAAGACAGGAACAAUCGACGUUCCUUGAGAUCCCCGAUUUUAAUCAUGACGAACCAGCAUUUCAAACAACCCCUCCAGACGAUGACUCAGUCGAUGAAGAAGACGACGAAGUCCGCUACGUUACAAACCUCUGGAACUCCAUUGAAUUUGGAAAUCAAAAAUUUGGCGAGGCUGAUUUGUUGAACGCCACGCCCGAAGAAUUGGUCGAUAAGUGGCUGAAUGAAGAAGACGAAAGCGAUGAUGUCCCCAUAUACGUGGAUCAAAUCACAGACCGAUUGGACAGCACUUUCCUGGACGACUGUGAGCCUGCAACAGACUAUGGACCAUCAACUCGCCGUGCCAACACCUCUUUUGAAAAUAUUAUAGACUUUAUUUGA
Messenger RNA from Bursaphelenchus xylophilus (pine wood nematode), 2467 nucleotides. The record is from the annotation of a GenBank genome assembly. Lineage: Eukaryota; Metazoa; Nematoda; Chromadorea; Rhabditida; Aphelenchoididae.